UCAAACUUUCUAAUAGCAUACAAAAAUUUUAUUAAAAAAAUCCAAUCUUUUCUAUAACCCACAAAAAAAGAUCAAAUAAAAUUGCUUGUGUAUAUCAUUUGCUUGAUAAAAAAUGGAAAUCCUGCCGGUGAAAUCACUUCCAGUUGGUUAUAGAUUUAGACCAACUGAUGAAGAAUUAGUAAGUCAUUACUUAAAGUUGAAGAUCAAUGGAUUUGAUAAAGAAGUUAGUUGUAUUCGCGAAGUGGAUGUUUGCAAGAAAGAACCUUGGGAUUUGCCUGAUUUGUCGGUGAUUGAAUCUAUAGACAAUGAAUGGUUCUUUUUCUGCCCCAAAGAUCGAAAAUAUCAGAAUGGGCAGCGAUCAAAUCGGGCUACGGUUUCUGGUUAUUGGAAGGCUACUGGAAAAGACAGGACUAUUAAAACUAGCAGGGGAAGUAAUGUGAUUGGAAAGAAGAAGACACUUGUGUUUUAUACUGGUCGAGCUCCAAAAGGGGAAAGGACUCAUUGGGUGAUUCAUGAGUAUUGUGCUACAGAAAAGGAGCUCGAUGGUACGCACCCUGGACAGAGUCCAUAUGUGCUUUGCCGUUUGUUUAAGAAGCAUGAUGGGAAGGAUGAGAAUGGUGAAAGUUUCGAAUGCGCUGAUGUUGAUCAGAGUGAUGCAUCUCCUCUUUCGGCUGUAAAGUCGUCCACCGAAGAUGUUCAAUCAGAGCCUGCAACUCCAAUAUUGACUGGUCAAUCAAAUGUUCAGCCUUCAAAUGAUGACCUGCUGAAAAUUGAGUAUUCCGAGGAUAAAAAUGACCCUUUGGAUUUUCUUGAUGCUUCGUUCACGGCCCAUGACAUUGUGCCUGCCAACUAUCAGAUGCAGUCAGAUUUUGAUAUAGAUGAAGCUCUACAACAUUUCUUGGAUUCUACACCGGAACAUUUUGAUUCGAAGAUCUUCUCUCCUGAGCAUUCUCAUAUGCAAAUGCAGCUUGGACCUGAGUAUCUGAAUAACUAUGGAAUUUUGAACCCUGGAAACGAACAAUAUGGAAUGCAGAAUCAGUAUGGGACGAAUGGAAUGGAGUUCGUGAACAGCUUCCUAGUUGAUUCAGAUCAGGUUUCUUUCGUUGAUUCUGUUUAUAAAGGGGAUUUUACUCAAACUUCCAUUCCUGAAACUCGGGCUAAGGAGCACGAGUAUAGUAGCGAGUCAGAUGGUGAAGUCAUCCAAGUACAGCCUAAAGAAGCUUUAGAAAUUGGGAUGGGUCAGAGCUCUUUCCUCCAAAACCCUAAAAUUGAAGAAAAUUUCGUCUUUCAUAAUCCUCCAGAAGUCGAUGAAUAUUCUUGCAGCAGCAGUAGAAACAUUGCGUUGGCAUCCAAUGGUGACAAUAAUUUCGGAACAGGCAUUAAAAUAAGGCAGCGGCAGCUGCAGAGUGAUGCUAAUGGAGCAAGCUUUGCUACCCAAGGAACUGCACCAAGAAGAAUCCGUUUGCAGAAGAAAAUACAAACAACGUUGAGUACCACUCCUGGCGAACCAAGAAAAUCACUGACUGAGGACAAAGAAACCCAUGAGAAGCAUAACCGAACUGCUAUGGAUGCCGUCUCAACAACUAAUGGAGAACAUGAUCAAGUAUUCAAGUCAAGUGUGAAGCCCAAAGCUGAUUUUCUGUUAGGCGUGCGCAUGCAUAUGCAUAAGGUGCUUGUCGUUCUGGGCUUAUGUGUAGGAAUAGCCAGUUUAUGGAAAUGCUUAGCUUAUUGAGGGAACCAUGUCGUAGGGAAUAAUAGCUGACUGCCUUUUUCUGUGACUUAGUAGGCGUAGAUGAGUGGGAACCGAUGACUCUUUUUUGUUCAUAUGACUUAUCUAUCGGUGUAUUAUUUUAGUAUGGUCAAAGUUUAAAUUAUGAGAGAUUUGUUAGAUUCAUGUGUA
Molecule: messenger RNA, 1900 nt
Organism: Erigeron canadensis
Lineage: Eukaryota; Viridiplantae; Streptophyta; Magnoliopsida; Asterales; Asteraceae
Product: NAC domain-containing protein 91-like
Exons: 6
Coding region: 113-1732 (539 amino acids)
Biological process (GO): regulation of DNA-templated transcription
Molecular function (GO): DNA binding
Source: RefSeq, a predicted model, not a curated record